GCUUUUCUGGUUCAGUCCCUGGGUAACUGUCACAAGCAGUCAGUCAGUCACCUGCAGAUGAUAGUGGCGAGGUCACCCUGGGUAACAUGUAUGUAUACGCUCCCAUUUCUGUUUCAUGUUUAUUAUUGACACCAGAACAAUGACAUUAUUAGCAUAAAAGUGAUAACUCAUACUUUACAGUAAAGUAUUGUUAAACCACCCUCAUUGUAAUUAGGAUGGUUUAACAAAAAAGGUUUGUUUUUGUUAAAGUGUUUGUGAAUGAUAAUACAAAUGUGUCCCUUUCUUACUUUAUUAAUCUGUUCAUUUACCUGCUAAUGUACAAGUCCAUUUAUCUCUGUCUGCCUUCUCCUCUCUCUACGUCAAAGGGUCAAACCCUGCUACCUGUUGUGGGAUCUGACCUAGGUCUCAUUCACAGAUCCGUCUCCUUGAGCUUGGCAAAAACACGCACAUUCACACCAUGCUAAUCCUCCGAGAGGUUCAAGUGUCUUCUUGACCCAUCCUUCUCUUUCUUUUGCUCUCUCUCUUUCUCCCUCUCAGCCCUGCUGCCUCACUCCACCCUAUACACCCACCUCACUCCACCCCAUCCUGUAUUAACGCUCCCAAUCCUCUUUGAGGCAGAGUGACGUCUGCUACUGUCAGAAACAGUUAAUCUGCAGGAGAAACAGUGGUGAGAAGCUUGUGCAGGAAUAACCAAGCAGUGCUCAUUUACAGGGGACCUCCAGUGAGAAGAGAUGUUUGCCACGUAAGAAUUGACUCCCAUUCCCAGCUGAUGCUCGUGCCGUGGGGACCUUCAGGGGAAUAACAUGGCGCACUGUCUUCAUAAACAACUGAAAAGUCUCCCUAAGUGCUACAAGGGGCAAUACAAGGAUAAGAGACUGGAGUACUUCUGGGCUGCCUAUUGGUUUUGAAGGAAUUUCAUUUACAGUCUUCUGUACUUUCUAAGGAAAUAUUCCAAAUUAACUAAGAAAUCAAGAUUUGUUGGGUGACAUUUCCUUUUUGUUUUGGCUCAGCGACACUGGUGGCCAAAGAGAUGACAGGACAUCAUCAGCCCAUGUCAGGUGUGUCUGAAGGGUGUUUGUGUGAACAUGCACUCCAAGGGCUGGCUGUGGAAGCGUGCUUCUAAUUGCUUUUAUCUUAACAGCAAACUAAGUGUGUGUCUCUGUUGGGCAGCACUGGGCGCACUGAGUGUGAGACUGUGACUUGGUUGGAGAGUCCAGAAUCUUUGAGGAGUGUGAAGUGUCCGGGCCCUGUGGACUGUCAGUCAUAGCCCUGGAUUUCCUUGAGAUGGAAGGUCAUAAUUAUGACCGCUUCGGGGAAGGAGAAAGGGAGAACUACCAGAUUGACUACAGGAGGAUUGUAGGGGACAUGGAACCAGCAAGGCCUCGCAUGCCUAACAAGGAUGGGGAGCAACCCCACAAUUAUGGCACCUAUGUCCACUCAACGACACAUGGUCACGGGCAUGAGACGGCUGCACAGCGGUACAGUGCGACACGUAUUCAAGCUGGGUAUGAACCAGAGAGCAUGGCCGACUAUUUGAUCAGCGGAGGCACAGGCUAUGUUCCUGAGGAUGGAUUGACAGCGCAACAGCUCUUUGCUAUUGGUGAUGGGCUCACAUACAAUGACUUCUUAAUCCUGCCUGGUUUCAUAGAUUUUACUUCUGAUGAAGUGGAUCUAACUUCUGCAUUAACAAGAAAGAUCACACUUAAGACGCCUCUUAUUUCAUCCCCCAUGGAUACAGUUACAGAGUCAUCCAUGGCCAUCGCUAUGGCAUUGAUGGGAGGGAUUGGGAUAAUUCAUCAUAACUGUACGGCUGAGUUCCAGGCCAAUGAGGUUCGCAAAGUCAAGAAAUUUGAGCAGGGCUUCAUCACAGACCCUGUGGUAAUGAGCCCCCGGCACACGGUAGGCGAUGUGUUUGAGGCCAAGAUACGCCACGGUUUCUCAGGAAUCCCUGUUACAGAGACUGGCAAGAUGGGGAGCAAGCUUGUCGGCAUUGUCACCUCCAGAGACAUUGACUUCCUGUCUGAGAAGGACCAUGACAGACCCCUAGAGGAGGCAAUGACAAAAAGGGAGGAUUUAGUGGUUGCACCUGCUGGUGUCACACUAAAAGAAGCAAAUGAUAUUCUACAACGUAGCAAAAAAGGAAAGCUUCCAAUAGUCAAUGACAGCGACGAGCUGGUUGCCAUCAUUGCCAGGACAGACUUGAAGAAGAACAGAGACUACCCUCUGGCAUCUAAGGAUUCCCGCAAACAGCUGCUUUGUGGAGCAGCAAUAGGUACCAGGGAUGACGACAAAUACAGACUGGACCUCCUCAUGCAGGCUGGGGUGGAUGUGGUGGUUCUGGACUCCUCGCAGGGAAACUCCGUUUAUCAAAUCAACAUGAUAAACUACAUUAAACAGAAAUACCCUGAACUACAGGUGGUUGGAGGAAACGUGGUGACAGCUGCCCAGGCUAAAAACCUCAUUGAUGCGGGUGUCGAUGCUCUCAGGGUGGGCAUGGGCUGUGGUUCGAUCUGCAUCACCCAGGAAGUGAUGGCAUGUGGACGACCACAAGGUACAUCAGUGUACAAGGUUGCUGAAUACGCUCGCCGCUUUGGAGUGCCCGUAAUCGCUGACGGAGGUAUUCAGACGGUUGGACACGUAGUCAAAGCGCUGGCUCUGGGAGCAUCAACAGUGAUGAUGGGUUCACUGCUCGCCGCGACCACCGAGGCUCCAGGAGAAUAUUUCUUUUCCGAUGGGGUGCGUUUGAAGAAGUAUAGAGGAAUGGGCUCCUUGGAUGCCAUGGAGAAAAACAACAGCCAGAAACGCUACUUCAGUGAGGGAGACAAGGUAAAGGUGGCUCAAGGUGUAUCAGGAUCCGUACAAGACAAAGGCUCCAUCCAUAAGUUUGUUCCUUACCUCAUUGCUGGUAUUCAACAUGGCUGUCAGGACAUUGGAGCCAAGAGUUUGUCAAUUUUACGUUCAAUGAUGUAUUCUGGAGAGCUGAAGUUCGAGAAGAGAACGAUGUCUGCGCAGAUGGAAGGCGGCGUUCAUGGCCUUCACUCAUAUUCUUUUGUACCAUUUAUGAGAAGCGGCUUUACUGAGCCCGGAGGAAAAGGAAACACCCGAUCAGGACCUGAUGUGCCUUCCCCGGCACUACUGAGCAGACAAACAACAUACAUGUGAACAAAAUGCUGAAAUGAUCAUGUUUAAUAUAAUAUCCAUGUUAUCCAUGACAUGUUUUUCAACAAUUCUGUUGAUACCUCAUGAAGAACAAACAGCUCAUUUAUUCAUUCUGGACUGCCACAGCUGACACAUUAGGUACACCUGCACAAUCAAAUGGGAUCCAAUACCAUAACUGUUUUAGAAGUAUCAGUUCAACAAGAUGUUAUUGUGCUGUCAUUAUAAUUUACAGUGGUACAUAUUUUGGCUCAUUUUGGAUUCGGUGUAGGUGUACCUAAUUAAGUGUCCCCUUAGCACAGUUUUUUUUUUUUUUUUUUUUUACAAAAAGAGGCAACAACAUUGUGUUUUGACUUAAUUUUAUUUCAUCACCAGAGGACAGCAUCACAAAAAAGUCAUUUUAUGGAAGGAUGUUUUUUUUUUUUUUUUUUAGAAUUUUAAGCCAUGCUGGGGGAGAAAAUAUGUACAUUUGCAUUUGUUCAUUAGAUUUUACUGCACUGCACAGUGCAUAUUCAGGGUCAUUUUCUCCAAAUGGUACAUAUGUACAGUAUAGUACGUGACCUCACUCAGGAUAUUGUGGUAAACUCUUAAAUAAAAUGAGCUGCUGUAUGGCAGAAGGAACAAAUAAUAAACCUGUACAAAUAUGUAAAAUGUAUUAGUAUGUAACUGCUGCUAGCGCCUUAAAGGAGCUAUUGUUUGUGACUGCUGGAAUGUACACCUUUUAUCUGAAUUAAAUAGAUGACACUGAUUGACAAUAUCUUUGAUGAUGAAA
Molecule: messenger RNA, 3928 nt
Organism: Doryrhamphus excisus (bluestripe pipefish)
Lineage: Eukaryota; Metazoa; Chordata; Actinopteri; Syngnathiformes; Syngnathidae
Gene: impdh1a
Product: IMP (inosine 5'-monophosphate) dehydrogenase 1a
Biological process (GO): GTP biosynthetic process
Cellular component (GO): cytoplasm
Molecular function (GO): IMP dehydrogenase activity
Source: RefSeq, a predicted model, not a curated record